Messenger RNA from Paramecium tetraurelia, 708 nucleotides. RefSeq lists its product as uncharacterized. Gene Ontology annotation, molecular function: protein binding. The record is from RefSeq and is a predicted model, not a curated record. The transcript has 2 exons. Lineage: Eukaryota; Ciliophora; Oligohymenophorea; Peniculida; Parameciidae.
AUGAUCAAUACCACUUCCAAACAUGAGAAAAAGUGCCCAUUAUUCGAAAUUUUUGAAGUUAUCACUGCUUAAUAGCUGACAGUUGAAAAAAUCUAAAUAAUAAAUGGCGAUUUGAUACUUGGAUUUUCAAAAUCCGAAUAACAUGUGAAAAUUUGGAGUGUUUCAAAGAGAUAGGCUGUGUUUGAACAUUUUUUUGAUUAAAAGAAAGUGAAUGAAUUGUUGAUUAUAUAAAAUUAAAAUGAUUUGGUAGCUUUUGGUUUUUUGGAUAAAUAGGUGUAAAUUUGGAGUAUAAAAACGCAAAAUGGAUUCUCUUUGUAGUAUGAAUUAAGCUAUGAAUAAUAGAUUCGGAAGAUUAAGCUAUCCAAUAAUGCUUUUUAAUUUGGAAUAUUGCAUAAUAAUGAAUAAAUUAGAUAAUUAAGUAAAGGUUAAUUGUCAUCUAAUAUUCUCUAUUAAUCUUAAUAGCACAUUGAAGAUUAUUGCUUUUUUUAAAAUUAAACUUUCCUUGCCAUCAUGUAAAAGGGAGGGUUUGUUUUAAUAUUUUCGAUAAAAUCUCAAAAAAUAAUAAAGCUAAUGUACUAUCGAUGGUAUAGAUAAGGACUAAAUCAUUGUGACUUAGGCAAAAGAUUAUUCAAUAAAGCUAUGGAACAUGAGAAGUUAUAGUUUGUUGAGAGUGAUAGAUUCUAGAAAAAUGUCAUUAUCUUAGUAUGA